Messenger RNA from Medicago truncatula (barrel medic), 2631 nucleotides. Its product is annotated as myosin-10. The record is from RefSeq and is a predicted model, not a curated record. The coding region runs from base 140 to 2446 and encodes 768 amino acids. The transcript is spliced from 5 exons. Lineage: Eukaryota; Viridiplantae; Streptophyta; Magnoliopsida; Fabales; Fabaceae.
CACCAAACUCUCGCUCUAUUCUAUAAACAAACUUCUUCAUCUUCCAUUUUUUUCUCUAUUCAGUUAUACUCUGUAACAAGAAGAUAAAUCAUCAAUAAUUUAUCGUAUUAUUUUUCCUUCCAGUUGCUAUAGUUGAUUAAUGAUGGAUUUUGAGGCUUCUGAUAAGCAAAACUUAUGUGUUGGUGAUGAUGAUGGUAACUUAAAUGUUAAAGGGCUCAAUUCAUGUGAGGAAAAAACAUCUCAUUCAGAUGUGAUGAGGGAACCUGUUUCUUGUGUGGACUUUGAAUCUGCAGACGAUGUUGACGAUGUUCCUGCGUCACCAAGAUAUUCUCCGAGUUCAAGUUUGGGAACAUGUAGUAGUAAACCUGAUGUUUCUGUUAAGAAGAGGGAUAGUAGUAAUACUACACUGACAGUUAAGAGGUUGUUUGAUAACAGCAAUUCCUUGAACAUUUCCGUUAAGAAACAAAAGAUGUCACCAUAUUAUGAUCACGGCGAAGACGAAUAUGAAGGCGAAGAUGUUCAUGAUGAAUCAGCUGAUAAAUCAUUUUCCUCGCUGAAGAAUGAAGUUAAUUUGGUAGAAAAAUUGUUUAAGAAUUGCAAAAGGAAGAGGACAGAAGAAGAGAAGAAAUUGCAGUCCAUAAAGAGAGAUAUUGAAGAAUGUUGUAAAGAGCUUCGAAAUAAGAAGCAGCGAGUUAUUUGUGUUAGAAGAGUUAAUGAAAUUUACAAUAAAAUGUUGGGAAAAGCUGAGAGCAAGGAAGAGGAACUCAAGGCUCUUACCCAAAAAGUUGAAAGCAAGAAAGAGGAACUCAAGGCUCUUAACCAAAAAGUUGCGGAAGGUAAUCUGGAACUUAAGUCCAAGGAGAAAGAGCUUGAUGCAAUGAAAAUAUCAAUUAGCGGACAAGCGGAAAUAUUAGAGUCCGAAAGGAAGCAGUUACUAAAGGUAAUAUCAGUAAUGCAGAAUGAUCGUGCUCAAAUGAGGGAUGUUGAUUCAAAGAAAAAGCGACUUGAAAAUCAUGUUAAGGAACUCGAGUCAAAAGAGAAUGAGUGCAAAGGACGGGUGGGGGAACUUGAGUCGAAGGAGAAGUACUUAGAAGGACAAUUAAAGGCGUUAGAAUCAAGAGCGAAGCAGAUGAAAGGACAUGUGAAACGGUUUGAGUCAAUGAAGAGGGAAUUUGGAGAUCAUAUAAAGAAGGUUGAAUCAAAAAAUAAGCAAGUUGAAGGACAAGAAAUGGAACUAAAGUCAAAAGAGACGCAGCUUGAAGGCCUGAAAAAAGAGUUAGAAUUAAAAGAGGAGAAAUUGGAAGGCCGAGUGAAGGAGCAUGAAUUGAAAGCAGAAGAACUUGAAGGUCGAGUUAAGGAGAUCGAAUCAAAAAAUAAGCAUUUGGAAAGCCAAGUUGAGUAUUUCAAAUCAAACGAUAAGCAAUUUGAAGAACGGUGGAAAGAACUCGAAUCAAAAGAGAAUCAGUUCAAAGUAAAGGAGAAGGAGCUCAAGUUAAAAGAGAAGCAGAUUGAAGUACAAGUCAAGGAGCUUGAGUCAAAGCUGAACGAAUUUGGCGGACAACUGAAGGAGCCUGAGUUAACAGGGAAACACUCUGAAGCAUUUAAAAAACAUAUUGACGAGGAAAAAGAAUCGGUUGCAUCUUACAUGGAUGAUCAGUUAAGUCAUACAAUUGGUAGAACAAGUUUGCAGUUGUACACAAGCGAGAAAACUGAUGACGUUGAGUCACUUUGCAAAGACAUUUUUGUUUAUCUGCAAGAAUCAGCAGAUCCAUCAAGACUUGUUUUGGAUAUAAUACAGAACCCCGGUACUCCACUGUGUAAGAAGGGAGACAAUGCUGUGAUUAUUGAUGAAUGCCACAUCUAUCUGUUAGAAGAACUGAUGAGAAUAUCACCAACUAUUAAACCUCGUGUAAGAGAAAAAGCAUUGAAGCUAGCGCGCGAUUUGAAAGCUUACAUGAGAGAGAAUACUAAAAAUUCAUCGGCUGUUGUUGGUUUUAUGCUGCUUUUGUCAGUUUAUGGAUUGCUAACUUAUUUCGAUAAAUGCGAAGUUUUGGAGCUUUUUGCAUCUGUUGCUCAGCACAAGACAGUUAUGGAGCUGUUUGAGACCCUCGGUUUUGCAAAUAAAGCUUCUGAUUUUGUUAAAUAUCUUAUCAGGAGAAAGCAAUUUGUUGAAGCUGUUAGAUUCAGCUGUGCAUAUAACUUGGCUGACAAGAACCAAUUAAUUGAUAUGUUGCGAGAACACGUCCAGAAUGUGAAACUGAUUUGUACGAGCCGUUGUGAGAAAACUAACUCAAUUGAAAUCAAGGAUAAGGCUAGAGAUCAAGAAAUCGCUAGUCUGGGAACUGUUCUACAAUGCAUAUCAGACAACAGCCUAGAAUCUGAGGAUCUGCUUCGCGAGGAAAUUCAAUGUCGUAUUCAUGAGCUAAACCAACAUAAAGGCAAAUAAGGUUUUUUGGUACAUAAAUGCUUAAUGUAAAGAAAUGUGGUAAUGGAAACCUACUACUACUUCUGUUAGGGUACUUAUUCACGUUAAAUGACUUUUACAACUUUUGUUAGGGCUGACUGUAUUUCUUGGUUCCAUGUACAACUUUUGUUGUGAACUCACCUUUUAGUGUUUAAGUGUUUUCAUUA